CUGUCUCUUUUCGCUCCGCUACAACAACAAACGUGCGCGGGGCGGAGGGCAGGGCGCUCGCCCGGGACGCGCAGGGAGGCUGAGGCGCCAGAGGCCGCGUCGGGCCGAUCCGCGGGGGCUGCGAGGGCGGGCUGCAACCGGGUCAAUGUGUGGAAUAUUGGGGGUCUCGGCCGCAAAUUUCGCCAAAUGGACGGGACUAUUAAGGAGGCUCUGUCGGUGGUGAGUGACGACCAGUCCCUCUUCGACUCCACUUACGGAGCAGCAACCCACCUCCCUAAGGCCGACAUGACCGCCUCAGGGAACCCCGACUAUGGUCAGCCUCACAAAAUCAACCCCCUUCCGCCGCAGCAAGAGUGGAUUAACCAGCCAGUACGGGUCAACGUCAAGAGGGAGUACGACCACAUGAAUGGCUCCAGGGAAUCUCCGGUGGACUGCAGUGUUAGCAAAUGCAGCAAGCUUGUUGCUGGAGGCGAAUCCAACCCAAUGAACUACAACACCUACAUGGAUGAGAAGAAUGGCCCCCCUCCUCCCAACAUGACCACCAACGAGCGGAGAGUCAUUGUUCCCGCAGACCCCACACUGUGGACACAGGAGCAUGUGCGGCAGUGGCUGGAGUGGGCGAUAAAGGAAUAUGGCCUGAUGGAGAUCGACACGGCCUUCUUCCAGAACAUGGACGGCAAGGAGCUAUGCAAAAUGAACAAAGAGGACUUCCUCCGCACCACCUCUCUCUACAACACAGAUGUGCUGUUGUCACACCUCAGCUACCUCAGGGAAAGUUCACUGCUGGCCUAUAAUACAACCUCUCACACAGACCAAUCCUCACGGUUGAAUGUUAAAGAAGAUCCUUCUUAUGACUCAACCAGGAGAGGAGGAUGGGGCAAUAACAUGAAUUCUGGUCUCAACAAGAGUCCUCCCCUUGGAGGGGCACAAUCGAUGAGUAAGAAUACUGAACAGCGGCCUCAACCAGAUCCAUACCAGAUCCUGGGCCCUACAAGCAGUCGCCUAGCUAACCCCGGAAGUGGACAGAUCCAGCUGUGGCAAUUCCUCCUUGAGCUGCUCUCUGAUAGUGCCAACGCCAGCUGUAUUACCUGGGAGGGCACCAAUGGGGAGUUCAAAAUGACAGACCCCGACGAGGUGGCCAGGCGCUGGGGGGAGCGGAAGAGCAAGCCCAACAUGAAUUAUGACAAGCUGAGCCGGGCCCUUCGAUAUUACUAUGACAAAAACAUUAUGACCAAAGUUCACGGCAAAAGGUAUGCCUACAAAUUUGACUUCCACGGCAUCGCCCAGGCCCUGCAGCCACAUCCGACUGAGUCGUCCAUGUACAAGUACCCUUCUGAUAUCCCCUACAUGCCUUCCUACCACACCCACCAACAGAAGGUGAACUUCGUCCCCCCACACCCUUCUUCAAUGCCAGUCACUUCCUCCAGCUUCUUUGGAGCAGCAUCACAAUACUGGACCUCCCCCACUGGUGGAAUCUACCCCAACCCCAAUGUCCCCCGGCACCCUAAUACCCACGUACCCUCACACUUAGGCAGCUACUACUAGAAGCUUAAUCCUCGGCAGCCCUUCAGCCAAAACCCUCUCCCUCGCCCUCUCGGGACACAUUGGACUCUAAAGGACAUACGUGGCCUUGAUCAGAAAACAAAACUGGAUGUUCUUUCUUGUUGGAAAACCUUUGUAUUUGUUCUUUGAAAACAGUUUUUUUUUAAUGUUGGUAUUUUU
Messenger RNA from Elephantulus edwardii (Cape elephant shrew), 1722 nucleotides. It is a transcript of the gene FLI1, whose product is annotated as Fli-1 proto-oncogene, ETS transcription factor. The record is from RefSeq and is a predicted model, not a curated record. The coding region runs from base 187 to 1545 and encodes 452 amino acids. Gene Ontology annotation, biological process: regulation of transcription by RNA polymerase II; cell differentiation. The transcript is spliced from 9 exons. NCBI's taxonomy places the organism in Eukaryota, Metazoa, Chordata, Mammalia, Macroscelidea, Macroscelididae. Gene Ontology annotation, cellular component: nucleus. Gene Ontology annotation, molecular function: sequence-specific DNA binding; DNA-binding transcription factor activity, RNA polymerase II-specific.